AUGAGCGUGUUCGCGAGGGUGCAGCGCGGCGCGCAGAGGUGGUACACGCCGGCGUCGCCGAGCGCCAAGUGGGAUGAGGGCUUCUUCCUCGUCGCGGUGUGGCCGUUCGACGAGCCCCUUGAGAUCGCCGUCAUUGACAUCGCCUCGCCGGAGCGGCAUGAGAUGUUGGGCGAGGUCACCUUCCCCAUGGGAAGCAUCAAGGUGCAGCAGUUCGACAAGAAGAAGUUCAAGCCGCCGGCGCCGUCAUGGCACGACCUCGAGCUGCCACGUUCGUCCGACGGCGGUGGCGGUGGACGGCGGCACGAGUUCAGGAGCAAGAUACAACUGCGCGUAUACUACGAUGCGGCGUACCACGUCCUCGACGAGGUCACGUCGUACGCCAGCGACUUCCAGCCAUCGGCGCGGCGGCUCCGGUCGCAGGCCAUCGGUGUCCUCGAGCUCGCCGUCCUGCGAGCAACCGGCCUCCGGUCAACGAAGCGCCCGAACGGCGGGCGAGGGACCGUCGACGCCUACUGCGUCGCAAAGUACGGGCAGAAGUGGAUCCGGACACGCACGCUCCUCGACACGGCCUCGCCGAGCUGGAAGGAGCAGUUCACGUUCGACGUGUUCGACCCCUGCACCGUGCUCACCGUCGCCGUCUUCGAUAACAGCCAGCUCUCCUCCGCCGAGGCCUCGCGGCGCGGCGACACCGACGCGCCGCUGGGCAAAGUCUGCAUCCGCGUAUCCACGCUGGCGUCAGGCCGCACGUACGAGCAGCCGUACUCCCUGUUCGUGGUGCACCCCACCGGGCUCCUCCAGUGCGGCGAGCUCCACCUCGCCGUCCGGUUCACGCACACGGUCCUCGUCCUGAUCGUGUUCGUCGUGCUGGCGUGGAUGCCCUUCCUCGUCCUUCCGACCUUCUUCCUCUACCUGUUCGCCGUCGGCGCGUGGAACUUCUGGCAGCGGCCGGUGGGGCCGGCGCAGAUGGAGCACUACAGCGGCGGCGUUCCCCAGGCCAUGCUCGAGGAGGAGUUCGACGCCGGGUUGCCGUCGGGGACCCCGCCGGACGUACUCCUCCAGUGGUACUUGCGACUCCGGGAAACGGCCGCUCACAUCCAGGGGUUCAUCGGUGACGUCGCCUCGAAGGGAGAACGCGUGCACGCGGUGCUGGAACGGAGGGACGGCCGCGCCACGGUGAUCGCGCUCGUGGCGGUGGCCGCGCUCACCGUCGUGAGCUACGCGGUGCCGUUCAAGGCGCUGGUGUCUGUCACCGGGGUCUACGUGAUGAGGCAUCCGCUGCUGCGGCGGAAGGAGCCGUCGGCGCUGAUGAGCUUCUUCCGGCGGUUGCCGUCCAAUGCCGAUUGCAUCUAUAGGGUUGUCAUCACGCACAGCACUACUUGA
This is a messenger RNA of Miscanthus lutarioriparius, 1380 nucleotides long. The record is from the annotation of a GenBank genome assembly. NCBI's taxonomy places the organism in Eukaryota, Viridiplantae, Streptophyta, Magnoliopsida, Poales, Poaceae.